Molecule: messenger RNA, 969 nt
Organism: Plasmodium coatneyi
Lineage: Eukaryota; Apicomplexa; Aconoidasida; Haemosporida; Plasmodiidae
Product: KIR protein
Exons: 3
Coding region: 1-969 (322 amino acids)
Source: RefSeq, a predicted model, not a curated record
AUGGGCGCAGUUAACGAUGAAGAAAUUGCCAAUGCAUGGUGCAUUUUAUCUAAAUUGAAUAUAAAGGGAACGCAAUGUGAAAAGCUGUGUGAUUUCUUUUACUUCUGGUUAGGAGAUAUGUUAUGUGACAAAUUCGUGCGGAAUAUUCAGUUUCAGGAUAUUAUGCAGCAAAUAUACACCGCAUUGAACGGUUCCUCAGACAACUGUAAAUACCAACCUAUGCAUUCUACUGUUUCUUGUAGUGAUUUUAAGAAGGGAAAAGUAGUAUUUGAUUACUACCAUGACUAUAGAACAAUAAUAAGGGAACUGAAAGCUUCUGAAGGGUCUUGCGCGACUCAUUGUACUACCAAAUAUAAGAACUACCUAGACGGAGCUGAUAAUAAGUACAAAAUGGUGAAAGCAGGUAGUUCAGUUAACAGUCAUGAUUACUAUGAUCAAAUUGUAAAGGAAAUCAAGGAUAAUGGUGGUAGUAUCCCACCACCAUCACAACUAACAUGUCGCACUGUGUCCACAGAGAUGCUUGUAUCGGACGAAGGGGACAACGAGGACGGAACAGAUCUGCUGGAGAAUGGUGGUGGUGGUACUGCUGGGAGCACCGCCACCCCAGCCAUUAUUUCAUCUGUGGCAGCCACCAUAGGAUUACCAACAAUGACAUUCCUUCUUUACAAGUACACUUCUGUAUUUUCCUUCAUAAAUAACUUCUUUGGAAACGAUAACAGUAACAUCAGCAGCAGAAGCAGUAACAACAUUAAAAGCAGAAGAAAAAGAACAACCAUUCAUCACGAUUUGAAUUCACCAUUGUCGGACGACGACGACAAUUCUAGCACAUUAUAUACAACAACCGAUGACUCUACCACAAUAGGUGACGACUCGACAGAUGAAUCAUCCUUAUUUGGUGGUAGGCUACCAACAUCCAGAGGAAGAAGUAAUAAUAGGAGUGGCAAGAAUAUUAGUUAUCAACGUAUUUAA